Penicillium macrosclerotiorum is the source of this 9438-nucleotide messenger RNA. RefSeq names its product membrane morphogenesis protein VPS13. Gene Ontology annotation, cellular component: extrinsic component of membrane. Gene Ontology annotation, biological process: protein targeting to vacuole; mitochondrion organization; late endosome to vacuole transport. Lineage: Eukaryota; Fungi; Ascomycota; Eurotiomycetes; Eurotiales; Aspergillaceae. The record is from RefSeq and is a predicted model, not a curated record. The transcript is spliced from 3 exons. The coding region runs from base 1 to 9438 and encodes 3145 amino acids.
AUGUUGGAAGGUCUGGUUGCCAACCUACUCAAUCGCUUCUUGGGUAUCUACGUCAAGAACUUCGACGCAAAGCAACUGAAUAUUGGCAUCUGGUCCGGUGAUGUCAAGUUGCGAAAUCUGGAGUUGCGCCGCGAGGCUCUCGACCAACUGCGCUUACCCUUGAACGUUGUCGAAGGUCACUUGGGCGAGCUCACAUUAUCAAUUCCCUGGUCCAAUCUAAGAGGCAAACCGGUCAAGGUCGAUAUUGAAGAUGUCUUCCUUCUUGCCGCGCCGAAAGAGGAUGCGGACUACGACCCAGCCGAGGAGGACAAACGAGCACAUACGCUGAAAAUGGAUCGCAUCGAGAGUGCAGAGCUUCUUCGCGAGCGUAAUGCGGAAGGCAUGAGCCAGGAGGAACAGCGCCGAAACCAAAGCUUCACCCAGAGCAUGAUCACGGCAGUUGUGGAUAACCUGCAGAUAUCAAUUAAAAACGUACACUUCCGCUACGAAGACUCGAUCGCUUCGCCUGGCCAUCCAUUUGCAGUGGGAUUGACUUUGAAAGAGCUUAGUGCCGUCAGCACUGACUCCGAAUGGAAUCCUACCUUCAUUCAAUCCACCUCAGACACCACACACAAACUAGCGGUUCUCGGAGCUCUCUCAGUAUACUGGAAUACGGACGCAACCCUAUUGGGAACUGGACGUGGCUCUGAUAUCGGUGCAGAGGCCCAAGGAAUCGACCAUGAUGACUUAAUGGCAAAGCUACGCGAUGCGAUUGACAACGGCGAUGGCAACCAAUUUAUGCUUCGCCCCGUUAGUGGUCGUGCAGGACUCGAAAUGGACAAGUCGGGUAAAUAUGAUCGCCCCGCCAUGAAAGCUCGAUUGCUCUUCGACGAGCUCGGCUUUGUCCUGGACGAUAACCAAUACCGUGAUGCUUUAAUGCUGGUCGACCUAUUCCAUUACUUCAUCCGCCACCAGGAGUACAAGCGAUUUCAACCCAAGUGCUCAGUGAAAGAAGAUCCUCGGGCGUGGAUGAAGUUUGCCGGUGACGCAGUUCUGAGCAAGAUCCACGAUCGCAAUAGACGGUGGACUUGGGAUUAUAUCAAAGAACGCCGAGAUGACCGUAUUUCAUACAUCAAUCUCUUCAAGAAAAAAAGAGAGAGGAGCUAUGAGGAUAUUCGUUUCUGGAGAUCUCUUGCUCGAAACCAGCUUCGCAAAGAAAACGUCGGAGUCAAAAAGCCUGCUCAGCAACAAACAUGGGGGGAAUGGUUCUGGGGUAGUAAGAAGGAAGAAUCAGAGGAAACCGCCAUGACCGAAGAACAACGACAAGAGCUCUAUAACGCGAUCGACUGGGACGAGAAGAAGGCCCUUGCAGAGAGUGUUGAUGUCCCUCGAGAAUGGGUCAAGCUCCAAGUGAAUUGGAGUCUACGGGCGGGUAGCUUCACUUUGAAGCAGGAUCCUCAUGGCGCAGCGAACGAGGUCAUGAAACUUGUGUUUGACAACUUUCGAGCCAAAGCUCUUCAGCGCCCUGAUUCAUAUCUUCUCGACUUGGACCUAGGUGGCUUGAAGAUGUACGAUGGUACCACUGUGGGUACGCUUUAUCCUCAAAUUGUCAAGGUAAAGGAUUCUCUUCCGGAGCCUACGAAGGAGCCGGAAUCCGCGAAAGAUGAUGACGAGCUUGCCUCCGAAGCGAGUGCGGAUGACAUCGAGGAUGAAGAUUCCCUCUUCCAUUUGCAAUUGGAGAAGAAUCCGCUGGAAAGCGAUGCGGAUUCCGCCGUCAAGGUUAAAUUGAAGAGUAUCGAAGUCAUAUAUAACCCCCGGUUCAUUGUGGGAAUUGUCAAAUUCUUCGAGCCCCCCGAGCGGCACAUGGAAUCAAUUGGGGCGCUGUUGGAUACUGCAGGAGCUACUGUCGAGGGUCUCCGACAACAAACUCGAGCAGGCUUGGAGUUCGCUUUGCAGGAACACAAGAAGGUCGAUGCGCAGUUCGACGUCCACGCCCCCCUGAUUAUUGUUCCAGAAAGCAUCACACAAGAUAGCUCUAUCUGCUUGAUUAUCGAUGCAGGUCACGCUAGUGUCAAUAGUGAGCUGGUUGAUCGACAGGCCAUGCGUGACCUCCAGUCCAAGCAGAAAAGACAGUAUGAAGAAGAAGACUAUAUGCAGCUUGAGCAUUUGCUUUACGAUAGAUUCCUCAUCAAGCUGGAUUCUACCCAGGUCCUGAUUGGGCCUGGAGUGGAAGCAACAAAAGCGCAAUUGACAUCUGGAGUUGAAUCCAAGAACUUCCACAUCAUUGAUCGUAUCAAUGUGGACUUCGUUUUGGAGAUGUGUAUUGUACCCAAAGUGACGCAACUCACUCGAACGCGUAUAUCAGGACAUCUUCCGGAGCUACAUGCAUCAAUGUCAGACACGAAGUAUAAAGGGUUGAUGAAGUUGAUUGAUAUAGCAAUCCCACACUUCGAUGAUGGCAAAGAUUCUUCCGGGAAUAUGGCAGCAUCGGCGGCAGCCAAAGAGACCGCAAUUGCGACGCGAGCAAGGUCUGCGUCCUUUCAACCGCCUGCACUGCGUGACCUUCCCGUUGUCGAUGAAGAUGAAGAUGCCGAAUCUGAGAUCGAACAUGUGAAGAAGGGCGUGGACUUGAGUAGCAAUAUCCACCGCCGAGAUUUCGAAUUCAAGUUCAAUGUUGGGCGCCUUCGUGGCUCACUCUUCCGUGCUGACGCUCACGACCCGCAAAAAGACCAAUUAUUAGUAGAGUUGGUUGCUGAAGGCUUCCAGCUUGACUAUUACAUGCGUCCUUAUGAUAUGGUGGCAGAGGUUAUCUUGAAAUCUCUGAGUGUUGAUGAUUAUAUCGAAGCGAAUCCAUUACCGGAAUUUAAGCGGAUCAUAUCCUCAACAGGGUUCAACGCAGAUGAAAAUAACGAUCUUUUCCACUUGAAGAUGGUCAGAGUGAAGCCCGAAUCACCCGAGUUUGACUCGACAUACGAAGGUGUUGCGAUGAACCUUGACAUAUCAGUCUCCACGAUCAAUCUUGUCGUUACUAGAAAGACGUUACUUACUCUCUUGGACUUCAUUCUCCUCACAUUUACCAAUCCUCAAAUGCCGGAAACCCAAAACGAGCCAUCGGAUAAGGCUAUCGAAGAGGCAGUUAUCGAAGACCAACAGCCCCAGCAAGUGGGUAAACUGCGCAUCAAGUCCAACCUGAAGAGUAUCGCUUUGAUUCUCAACAAUGAUGGAGUACGAUUGGCGACUCUCAGUCUCAAUACUGCCGAUGUUGGCAUCUUCCUCGUUGGCCGUUCCAUGACCAUUCAAUCCCGAAUCGGUAGCUUGACAUUAGUUGAUGAUGUCAAUCUGGGUGCUUCAGAACAAUCCGAUGUCCGUCGUCUCCUGACGAUUGAAGGGGAUAACUUCGCGGACUUUAAAUAUGAGACCUUUGACCCCGAGAGCGAUACAUAUCCUGGAUACGACUCUGAAGUUUAUCUGCGAUCGGGUUCAAUCAAGAUUAACUUCUUAGAGGAACCAUACCGGAAAAUCAUAAACUUCUUGGUUAAGUUUGGCAAGAUGCAGGCGAUAUUCAACGCAGCCCGGCAAGCUGCUGCAAACCAAGCCAACCAACUACAAGAAAAUCCCUCACGCAUGCGUCUUGAUGUCGUGGUCAAGACACCUAUUGUGGUGUUCCCAAGGGUGAUGACGGAUGACAGGGCUCGAGACAAUAUAACAGCCUAUCUGGGAGAGAUUUACGCCAAGAACGAGUUCGUUCCUAUGGAUGAGGCCAAGGAUAGCCCAGCUGUCAAUGUGAUCUCUACCGGUGUUCGUAACAUCCGUUUAACAUCCAAAUUCCACUUUGAUGAGGGUGUGGCUGAAGAGCUUGAGAUGAUCCAAAAAGUAAAUCUCGACUUCAGUAUCUGUUAUUUGGAACACCAGGCCAACAACCCGCGCCCUGAUAUGGAAAUUGAAGGAUCCCUAUCUCCAAUCAAUUUGAGAAUCUCGCAAAGCCAGCUCAAGUUUUUACUAGCUCUUUCAAAAUCUAUUCCCGGCGCGUUUGCAACUGAUGCCGAGCAACAAGAGAUCGAAGCCUUGGAGUCUUUGCCUUCCUCAUUAACGGAGCCGACAAGAGAAGCCACUUCGAAGGCUGUUCAAGCCCGAAAAGAUCAAGACGUUGCAACAGCAGAUGAUAAUGCCCACAAAGAAACAUGGGUCCGGCUGGAUAUGAUCUUCAAAGUUGAUAGUGUUGGUUUGGAGCUGAUCCUGGCCAACGAUAAUUGUCCAGUGGGCAGCUUGGAAGAUUCUAGCUUAUCCAAGUUUUCUCUUAAUGAUACCAGAGUCAAGCUUCGCAUGCUGACGGAUGGGUCUUUGGAAUCUGAGCUCUUGAUCCAUUCAUUCUCUAUUCGUGACAGUCGUCGACAGGACUCGAACAAAUUUAGGAACAUCAUGUCCUUGAUCAAUAACGAUGUUCAGCAGCAGUUCAUGGCCAGCGUCUCCAUGUCCCCUGGGCCAGACAAACAUCUGAUUGCGAUGUUGACCAUUGAUAGUCCCCGAAUCAUGUUCGCGUUAGACUAUCUUUCUGCUUUACAGUCGUUCAGCAACUCUGCAUUUGCGUCUGAGUCCCCCGUAGAAGUUGUUGAUGAGGAGCCUGAUUCUCCAGAAGAAUCUGAACUUGAUUCUGAUGCAGGCGCAUCCACCGACAAAAAUACGACCGAGGUAUCUGCUGUAGAUACCCCAGCUGGGUCGACAACAGUUUCAUUUCGUGUCAAUUUGGUCGAUGCCCAAGUCAUCAUGGUGGCAAACCCUGCAAUUCCUCACUCCGAAGCCAUUGUACUUGGCACUAAAGAGGUUUUGAUAUCCCAUCAGAAUGUCUCGACUUUGCAGAUCCAAAAAGUCGGCAUGUUCUUGUGCCGUAUGGACAAGUUUGAAACCAGUCGUCUACGAAUCUUGGAUGACUUCACAAUCGAGAUGUCAGUUGACAGCCGAUCCCAAGAGAAGGGUUCGGCCCUGACCUCGAUCGAAGUUCACAUUGAACCUCUGGUCCUGCGACUAUCAUUGCGUGAUAUCUUGAUGGCAAUUCAAAUUGUCAAUAAAGCAUCUGAGAUGAGAGCCCGAAACGCUCAGCAGAUCGAGGGUGGAGAGCCACAGAAGAUCAGUGACGGUAAAACGAGAGGCCGGUCUGCCAGCAAGGCAUCGUCGACCUUAGCCCAUAGGACUCGGCGGCGCGUUAGUCAAACAGUCGAGACUCUCGAUAGAAGCGUUGUUCCCCAGAGCUCUGCUGUUCUCAAGCGCGAGGAGUUGUCUGCCAAGAUUGACGGCGUUCGUGUCAUUCUUAUUGGCGACCUGCACGACCUGCCCUUGCUGGACUGGAGCGUUAAGAAGUUUAAUCUCGAUGUACGUGACUGGUCGUCCACAUUGAAUGUGGAUACCAAUUUCGAGACAUUUAUCAAUGUCUAUAACUUCUCCAAGUCCGCCUGGGAGCCAUUGAUCGAGCCGUGGCAGCUCGGCUUCCACAUGGCCAAGGAUGUGAACCCGGAUAUUCUCUCAAUCGAGGCAUAUUCACACAAGACGAUGGAGCUUACGUUAACGUCCGCUACCAUUGCUCUUGCAUCCAAAUCCUUCCAAUUUCUGAAUACCGAUGAAGACGUAUUAUCCAAGCCAAGAGGUGCCGAUGCUCCCUACAGAAUCCGAAAUUAUACCGGAUUUGACCUCAGGGUGUGGGCCGAUGUCAGUGCAGGAGAGGAAGGACCGGCUGCCAAGCUGAGUGAUGGAGAAGAAUAUCCCUGGCGAUUUGAAGACUCUACUGCAGUCCGUGAGACACUGACUCCUGAGGGUCAUGGUGGUAUCGUUGGCGUCAAGCUCGAAGGGAGUGGGUUUGAUAGCAUCAACAGGAUUCCGGUCGUGCGUGAGGGCGAGCUUGUCUAUAGCUUGAAACCGAAACGUGAAAAUGUGCUUCAUCGACUUCUGGUGGAGGUCAGCCUCGGUCAGGACAACGUCAAGUACAUCACAUUCCGAUCGCCACUAUUGGUGGAGAACAACACCCAAAUUCCGGUGGAACUAGGCGUGUUCAGCCCCGAAGACGGUCAUCUUUUGAAGAUUGAGAAAAUUCUGCCUGGCGAUGCUCGACCGGCUCCAGUUGGAUCGGCCUACGUUCAUUCCGUUGUCAUUCGUCCAGAUCAAGGGUUUGGCUAUGACUGGUCGAAUGAACAGCUCUUCUGGAAAGACCUCAUGCGGCGACCUACCCGAACUGUCAAGUGCGUCAGCGAAGGUGGACAGCAGUCCCCUCCAUUUUAUUUCCAGGUCAAUGCUACCUAUGACAGCAAGGACUCUCUUACAAGUGUGUACCCUUACAUGCGGAUCAGAAUCUUUGCUCCAGUUGAGAUUCAGAACCUCCUGCCUUAUGAUUUCAAGUAUCGCAUCUACGACAAGAAUACCAAGAAGGACUGGACAAACUUCCUCAGAAAGGGUGGUGUGAGCCCUGUGCAUGUUGUGGAGCUAUCACAUCUGCUGCUUCUUAGUAUCGACCUUCAGGAUACUGUGUUCCGUCAGAGUGAGUUCGCUAUUAUCAAUGGAAAUGCCCAGGAUUACCGCAGGGAGCACACUCUGUCCCUGAAAGACGAAAGAGGACUCCAGUUGAAGCUGAAGCUCCAUUACUUCAACAUCCCGAACAGUGGUGGAGCUUUCAAGGUCUCGAUUUUUAGCCCGUACCUGAUCCUGAACAAGACUGGGUUACCAAUGGAUAUUCAGAGCAAGGCGUUCCUUCAGUCUGCACGCAAUGCCGCUGGUCAAGGCCUUAGAGUUGAUCCGCGAGAUGGUGGCCGUGCCUUGCCCUAUAUGUACUCCUACAAUGCCGAAGAUCAGAAGAACCGAUCGAUAUUAAAGGUUGGGGACUCCGCAUGGAGCAAACCACAAAGUUUCGAGGCUAUCGGUAGUACCUUUGAGGUUAUUUUCCCCGACAGACAAGGUCGAUCCGAAUUUCAUUCUGGUGUUUCCGUUGCCGAAGGCGAGGGGAAGUACAAAAUGACCAAAGUCAUCACAAUUGCGCCAAGAUUCAUUUUGAAAAGCAAGCUCAACGAAGAUCUCCUAGUGCGCGAGCCGGGGUCAUCCAACGUGCUUCAGAUCAAGAGUGGGGAGCUGGUCCCACUUCAUUUCCUUCGCCAAGUCGCAGAGAAACAGCUCUGUCUCUGUUUUCCCGGUGUGAACAAUCAAUGGUCCUCCCCUUUCAAUAUUGCUGAUGUUGGAACUGUUCAUGUGAAACUCGCCAAGGCGAACCAGCGGCAGAAGCUGAUCAAGGUCGAUGUCAUCCUGGAGAACGCGACUAUCUUUCUGCACUUCAGUUUCGAGUCUCGCAACUGGCCCUUUUCUAUGCGCAACGAAAGUGAUAUGGAAUUCAUCUUCUUCCAAGCCAAUCCUAAUGUGGAAGAUGAUGAAGAGGACAGGUCAAGUGGCUGGCGCCCAAUCCGUUAUCGUUUGCCCCCACGGAGUAUCAUGCCUUAUGCAUGGGAUUACCCAGCAACCAAGAACAAAUCUCUUGUGCUGACGUGCCAUGGCAAAGAACGGCACAUUAAGCUGGCUGAGAUCGGCAACUUGAUCCCAAUGCGGAUCCCCCCUGCGCGACCUGGAGACUACCAAAAGAUUAUUGAUAUCAACAUCGUUGCUGACGGGCCGACUCAAACCCUGGUUCUGACAAACUUCAAACCGUCAAAGAGUCUCUACAAGCAACAAAAGGGCCAGUCAUCUCAGAGCAGCAUGAGUGCCGGUUUUGAAGUCAAAGAGUUAAGCUCGGAUGUCAACUUCAAGGCUCAACUUCGCUUGGGUGGCAUCGGUAUCUCUUUGAUUAACCAGAAUUUGAAGGAGCUUCUCUAUCUCACAUUCCGUGAGAUUGAGAUCAAGUACCGCGAAUCGAGACUCUACCAGACUCUGAAUACCUCAAUCAAAUGGAUCCAAAUCGACAACCAGCUCUAUGGUGGCAUCUUCCCUAUGCUUCUCUACCCUAGUGUGGUUCCCAAGACCGGAAAGGAGAUGGAAGCACAUCCGAUUUUCCACGCGAUGGUAACCCGCGUCAAGGAUGAUUCAUAUGGUGUGCUCUACAUCAAAUAUGCUACCUUGCUCCUACAGCAGAUGACUCUCGAACUUGAUGAAGACUUCAUUUUUGCCAUGCUGGACUUCGCCAAGAUUCCAGGCGCAUCAUGGUCAGAGCCUCAAGAGGGCAAGCUAUGUGAUGAGGACUUCAAUAUUCCUGAACCGCUGCAGAAUGACAACGGACAGGAUGUAUACUUUGAGCUGCUUCACUUGCAACCUAUGCAACUGGAUAUUUCUUUCAUGCGCACUGAGAGGAUAAACGUCGAGGACACCAUGCAGCCCUCGAAUCCUCUGAUGUUCGUCGUCAAUGUCAUGACCAUGUCAAUGGGUAAUGUUAACGAUGCACCAAUCCGACUCAAUGCCUUAAUGCUGGAAAACGCUCGUGUCUCCUUUGGCAGACUUGUCAGCAACGUUAGAGCCCACUAUACCCAAGAAUUCUUGCGCCAAGUCCAUAUCAUUCUUGGUUCCGCGGAUAUCAUUGGAAACCCUGUUGGUCUCUUCAAUAAUAUCAGCUCGGGCGUAGCCGAUAUUUUCUACGAGCCUUACCAGGGUCUCGUCAUGACAGAUCGACCACAGGAACUGGGCUACGGAAUUGCGAAGGGUGCUACGAGCUUCGUCAAGAAAUCUGUCUUUGGUUUCUCCGACAGUAUGGCCAAGUUUACUGGAAGCAUGUCCAAGGGCCUUGCUUUUGCGACUCUUGACAAGGAGUUCCAGGAUCAGCGCCGCAUGUCCAAAUCUCGCAAUCGGCCCAAGCAUGCCCUAUAUGGCAUUACCGCUGGAGGCAAUGCGUUUGCAACGAGCCUGGCCAGUGGUAUCGGCGGCCUCGCGCGCCAUCCUCUACAGGGCGCCGAGAAGGAGGGCAUGGCAGGCUUUUUCAAAGGCGUCGGCAAGGGUGUCAUUGGCUUGGCCACCAAGCCUGCAAUUGGUGCCUUUGAUCUUGCGUCCAACCUCGCAGAGGGAGUCCGCAAUACCACCACUGUUUUCGAUGCCGAAGGUCUGGAUCGUGUGCGCCUGACCCGUUUCAUCGGCACCGACGGCAUUGUCCGCCCAUACUCGCAGCGCGAGGCCCUUGGCCAGUUCUGGCUCAAAACCACCGACGAUGGAAAGUACUUCAACGAAGACUACAUCGCGCACUUGGAACUCCCUGGGCGAGACAUGCUGGUCAUGUUGACUUACGCACGUAUCAUGCUCGUGCGCACGAAGAAGCUCACUAGCGAGUGGGAUAUCCGUCUGACAGACAUUCAAACUAUCUCCAAGGAACGCACAGGUAUGAGCAUCACCCUCAAGGGAGGUGCAAAUGGACCUUUCAUCCCUGUCCAAGACGAAAGUUCUCGAAACUGGUUAUAUAAACAAAUUGCUGUUGCGGUCAAUGCCUUCAACGAGAAAUAUAAUGCCCGAGGAUAG